Molecule: messenger RNA, 2477 nt
Organism: Papilio polytes (common Mormon)
Lineage: Eukaryota; Metazoa; Arthropoda; Insecta; Lepidoptera; Papilionidae
Product: zinc finger protein 585B-like
Exons: 11
Coding region: 514-2262 (582 amino acids)
Biological process (GO): regulation of transcription by RNA polymerase II
Cellular component (GO): nucleus
Molecular function (GO): DNA-binding transcription activator activity, RNA polymerase II-specific; RNA polymerase II cis-regulatory region sequence-specific DNA binding
Source: RefSeq, a predicted model, not a curated record
UUGUGAAUUGUAAACUUAAUUAUUUUCCUAUUAUCCGUAAUUUAAUGUUGACUUAGCAUAUGUGCUAAUGCGUAAUCUAUUUUUACUAAUAGACUCAAAUUAUAAAAUUUUGUAUGUAAUUGUUCAAUUAUAAACUAGUUUAAUGUUUGUUGCAAAACUUUUUAUUCUCGAAUUUUGUUUCUGUGAGUGAUAAGUAGGAGAUUCCAAUAUUAUUAUUAUGUUUUCUAACGGUAAUUUGGGACUCAGGUAGAGUUUUGAAUCAAUGCGGGGUUAAGUGAACUCACCCUCCUAACCGGACGAAGUGGGGUCCCCUCCCUUAUGUAGGGGAUGUUAGGGUAGACAAAGGGUAGUCACCCCUGUGCGGAGGGGAGCUCAGGCCUUGGGCGACCGUUGGAAAGGAAGGGAUAACUAUUUCAAGAUCGGCGUUUCCCCUCUACACUAUAGUUCGCAGUGAAUGUGAGAAAGUUUUAAACUUUUACAUAAAGUAAAGUGUGCCAUAAUAUAACAUCUGACAUGGAAACCAAGGUGGAAGAUAUGAAAUCGGUGGAGGAAAUCAUCAAACGGAAUUUGAUGGGAAGGACAAAAUUCGCGAAGAUAAUCCACGAAGUAGAUGGCGCUGUUAGAUUUGAAUGUAUGGAAUGUCCCGCGCAAUACUACGACAAGGAGAAACUGGAACUCCAUCUCUGCGAACACAACAACGAGUAUAGAUAUCUUUGCGGCAUCUGUGGAACUGGGUUGAAACGUAAGGAGCAUUUGGAGAGACACAUGCAGGGUCACUUGGAGGUUCGACCUCACACCUGCCACGUGUGUAGCAAAGCCUUCAAACGUAAAGAGCAUCUGAACAUACAUCUUGCUAUACAUAGCGGCGGGAAACCACUCGAGUGCGAAGUCUGCCAAAAGAAUUUUUAUCGCAAAGACCACCUACAAAAGCACAUGUUAACACACAACAAGCACUUCCUCGGGGACAUGCUGGAGCGGCUGUCGGAGAGAGAUGGUGUCACCAUCAAGCAAGAGAUAGAAGAAGAAGAAGAUUACCUGACCCCCAUCAUCACCAGUGUCUCAGGGAGCGUUGGCGAGACGAAGAUUAAGAUGGAGGUACCUGAUAUGGAAGAUUCAGAAGGCGAGCAACACGUGGUACCUGUUCCCGUGAUCAACGACAGCGUGUACCAGAAGAUGAGGCCGUUUGUCUGUACCAUCUGCAACAAGAGAUAUAAACGACGAGAUCAUCUAAAAGUGCAUUCCAAAACUCAUACGAAAAAGACUAAAGUGUGCUCCGAGUGUGGGCUAGCGUUUCACUUCGAAGGCCAGCUGCUGUCGCACAUAAACUCUGUGCAUAUUCAGGCGUACAAGCUGCAAGGCGACACCAACAGUAUCGCCAGGCUGAAGAUCAUGCUUGGAAACAAAGCGGAGCUACUCAUGACGUCUAAUGGUACAAACUUGUUGGUGCCAAGGGGCAAGAAAACUUCUGAGGAGAGGCCGCACGUGUGCCGCAUCUGCAACCGCAGGUUCAAGAGGAAACAGCACCUGAAGGUGCACGGCAACGUGCAUAUGCGAGUCUCACAGCCCACUAUAUGGUGCUCGCUUUGUAACGAAGGUUUCUACGCCAACAGUGAGUUCGAGCGUCACCGAUGUUUGCCGUGGGAGCGAGACCCCGAGGCUGUGGCCAGUGCGGGGGGUGCGGGGGGCGCGGGGGGCGCCAACAGCGAGGCCAAAAAAGAAAAUAUAUGCUCACAGGAUUUCGUCGAAGUGAUAGAAGAACCCCAAGAAGAGAACAAUAGCAUAGAAGAGCCGGAGUACCUGGUGAGGGAAAGUAGGGAUGUUGGGAGGGCGGGGGAGGGCGCGGAGGGGGAGGUGGCGGAUGAAGUGGACCUGCCGGUGCCGCGGCGCGUGUACGUGUGCAAAUACUGCACGAAGCCAUUCAAACGGAAGGACCACUUCAAAAUACAUCUUCACAUACACACCGGUAUCAAGUCCUUCUUCUGUGCUGUUUGUGGGAAAGGUUUCUACCGCAAGGACCACCUGCAGAAGCACACGCAGGUGCACAGCAGGACGCGGCCGGCGCGCCGCCAGCUGCCCGACCUCUACCCCAUCAGUAUGCUCAACAAAGAAGUCGUGCCGGAAAUCACUAUACACGCACCAUCAAAUACGAAACUGCGUGUACCGUUACAAAUAAAGGUACCGUACCAAAUGGUGAUGUCGAUGGACAAUGGUGAACAACGCGCCAUCACCAUCGACCCUCAGGCUUCUACCAGGCUACAAUGAACUCGGUACUCAGAGACAUAAGUGACAGUAUCUCUCCCUAAGUGUAAACAAGAUUUAAGUGCGGUAGUUAGAAAAUUUUAUCAAAUAGUUGUUAUAUUUUACGAUAACUGUCUACCCCAAAAGUGGUAUGCACAAUAUAAAGCCGUGUUAUCGUGUUUAUGAACGACUAAUAUAUUUUUAGAAAUAAUUGGUUCGCAUUUUGUUCUUUCCUUCAA